CAAGACACUAGACGCUCAAGUUGCCCAACAUGCCGGUCGUCAAAGGUGGAGUUUGGACAAAUAUCGAAGACGAGAUCCUCAAAGCUAGUGUCAGUAAAUAUGGCCUGAACCAAUGGGCUCGAGUAUCAUCGCUGCUUGCACGGAAGACGCCCAAGCAAUGCAAAGCUCGGUGGUCAGAAUGGCUGGACCCAAGCAUUCGCAAAAUUGAGUGGUCAAAGGAGGAGGAUGAGAAAUUAUUGCACCUUGCAAAAUUAAUGCCAACUCAAUGGAGAACGAUUGCACCUAUUGUCGGACGCACUGCCACACAAUGUCUGGAACGAUAUCAAAAAUUGCUCGAUGAAGCCGAGGCAAGGGAAAAUGAUGAGUUCGGGCUUGGGGGUCCAUCCGGUGGCGAGACCGCUGCCCCCAGUGCGGAUGAUGUUAGAAAGCUAAGACCUGGAGAAGUUGACCCUGAUCCUGAGUCCAAGCCAGCACGUCCGGAUACCAUUGACCUUGAUGAAGAUGAGAAGGAAAUGCUCAGCGAAGCGCGAGCACGUCUGGCCAAUACGCAGGGUAAAAAGGCAAAGCGGAAGGCUCGGGAGCGACAACUGGAGGAAUCUCGGCGACUAGCAGUGCUGCAGAAAAGACGGGAAUUAAAAAAUGCUGGCAUCAACAUCAAAGUUGUCAACCGCAAAAAGGGACAGAUGGAUUACAAUGCCGACAUUCCUUUCGAAAAGGCCCCAGCAGCGGGGUUCUACGAUACGCUUGACGAGCAGGACCGGAAUGAACGCCAGCGAGAAGCAUUUGAUCCCCGAAAGCAACAACUGGCAACUAAGCGAAAAGGAGACCAAGAGGAAGAUCCUGAUCGGAAACGAAGGAAGAACGAGAAUAGCAACUCGUCUGCCUUUGCAGCCGCUGCUAAAGCUGGGCAGAUGCAGCGCAUUCGCGAAGCUGAGCAAAGCAGCAAGAGAAGAGCGCUUGUACUUCCAACCCCGCAAGUUAGUGAGACUGAAUUAGAGGACAUUGUUAAGAUGGGUAUGGCUGGGGAGAGAGCCAGUCGUGCUGCCGGCGGCAGCGACAAUGACGCGACGAGAGGUCUCGUGGGAAAUUAUUCAAGCAUUGUGGGUGGGACUCCGAUCAGAACGCCGAGAGCCCCGCCACAAGAGGAUCACAUUGCAAAUGAGAUUCGUAAUAUUCGGGCUUUAACUGAAACGCAGUCGUCAUUGCUUGGUGGUGAAAACACUCCGUUACAUGAGGGGAGUGGGUCGACUGGUUUUGAUGGUGUGGCACCUCGCAGUCAACAGAUGUCGACGCCUAAUCCGAUGGCAACCCCUUUCCGUCAAGGUGGCGGCGGAAUAGGCGCGACUCCUCUCCGUACGCCAAUGGGGGCCGGAGCAACACCUCUGCGGACACCUCGGGAUAAUUUCUCAAUCAACCGAGAUGGCUACAUUCCUGGGGUUGGAGAAACUCCAAAGGAGUUGAAACUUCGAGAGUCUUCAAUGAAAGAUACUCUGCGAAAGGGAUUUGCGGCGCUACCAAAGCCGAAAGAGACCGAAUGGGAAUUGGAGCUUCCCGAGGAGCAGCGAGAGAAAGCGGCUCCUGUCGAGCUCUCUGAAGAAGAUGCGGCAGAGCGUGAUAGGCGAAACCGGCUCCUCAGAGAAGCGGCUGAACGAGCCGAGUUCAAGCGGCAAAGUCAAGUGCUACAAAAGUCUCUACCUCGUCCGUCGACAGUUGACGUUGAUGCUCUGGUGGAAAAUGCAAGACACGUCAAAGACCCCGCUGAACGAGCUAUUGCGGAGGAAAUGGCCCUUCUCAUUGCAAAUGAUGCGACCAAGUAUCCUAUCAAGGGAGGAAAAGUCCAUGGAAAGUCGAAAAUCUUAGAACAGUUUGAAGACGAUGCUUUGAACCGGGCGCGGAUGGAGAUUGUCCUAGAAGGCCCUCAAGGAAAUUCAAAGGAACGUCAAGAAGACUUUGAUGCCGCUUGGGCAGCAAUUCAUGGCUCUAGCAUGCUACCAGGACUUGCCGGUUAUGGCGAAGAUGAGAUUGACGAGCAUCAACUGAUGGUUGAAUCGUUCGAUAAUAUUCAAGAAAAGAUAAUGGGCGACGCAGACCGAGGGAAUAAAGUGGAGAAAAAGCUUGCGCUCCAUUUCGGUGGCUAUCAACAGCGAGCGAAAACACUUCGUCAAAAGAUUACUGAGGCUGCGGAGGCCCUAGAAAAGUCAUCGGCUGCCCUGGAUACUUUUCGCACACUCCAAAUUUCAGAGGAUGCGGCCAUUCCAAGACGUUUGGAGUCGCUUCGGUCUGAAGUGGAAUUCAUCAGCAAGCGUGAGCGCGAAGCACAAGAUACCUUUCGAGCUCGAAAAGAGGAGCUCGAAAGCGUGAGAGAAGCUGUAAAUGGUUUUCAUUGAGUUCAUGGAAGCUUUUUGGUGUGGUAAUACUUUUCCAAGUUGGAUGAUUUCGUCAAAAGUGGCCGACUGCUUUCAGAAAGCUUCUCCCUUGUUCAUUUUGACAUUUAAGGGUCAUGGCGCAUUUUACGUUCAAAAUAUGUAACUUUAACUUGUAGGACCGGUGCAACGAGUAAGGAGUUGGCUUUCCCAUAUAAAACAUGCCAUUAAUAAAUAACACGUUCGUUUCAUGUGAGCU
This is a messenger RNA of Xylona heveae TC161, 2622 nucleotides long. RefSeq lists its product as hypothetical. NCBI's taxonomy places the organism in Eukaryota, Fungi, Ascomycota, Xylonomycetes, Xylonales, Xylonaceae. Gene Ontology annotation, cellular component: spliceosomal complex; Prp19 complex. Gene Ontology annotation, biological process: mRNA splicing, via spliceosome. The record is from RefSeq and is a predicted model, not a curated record. The transcript has 5 exons. Bases 30 to 2387 code for a protein of 785 amino acids.